CUGAUUUGUGAUCAAUGAAGAAGAAGGAGAUGGUGUUCCCACUUGUCGUGUUUCUUGUAAUUCUCAGUUUGGUAAAAGCACAACCUUUAGAAAACUGCGACAACAAUAUCGGAAACUACACUGGCGGUAGUACAUACGAAACAAACCUCAAUAAUCUCUUAUCCUCUCUCCACUCCGACAUCGACCCAUAUGGAUUCGCCAAUCCCACCCCUGGCGAAAGUAACCCCGACCCAGUAUACACCCUCUUCUUCUGCCAGGGAGACAUAGAUCACGACUCCUGCACAAAAUGCGCCACCGACUCUGUUUCUAAGCUAACCGCUACCUGCCCCGGUUACAAGCAAGCCUCUGGUGCUUAUGAUGGCUGCACGCUGCGCUACUCGAGCCGCUCCUUAACCGGUUCUGUUGCAGCCAACUUGUUUCUAUACAUGUGGAACGUUGGCAAUGCCACAAACGUCACCCAGUUCAACCAAGAAUUGGGAACGUUGAUGGCUGAUCUAAGGACUAAGGCGUCAAAGGGUGGCUCACGUCUCAAAUUCGCGGCUGCCACUAGGACGAUACAAGACUUUCAGACCCUUUACGGGCUGGUGCAGUGCACACCGGAUUUGACUGAGCAGCAAUGCAAUAAUUGCUUGCUCAACGCAAUCGCUCAGAUUCCCAAUUGCUGUGACGGUAAGAAGGGGGGUAGAGUUAUUACCUGGAGUUGUUAUUUGCGGUUCGAGACCUAUCUAUUUUAUAAUGAUACAAGGGUACUUGAGCUUUUGUCUCCACCACCGCCUUCACCCGGAUCCCCACCUCCGAUACCCUCACCGCCUCCGCCUCAUCUCCCUGCAACAGGAAACAAAACUAAUCAGUCCACUGUGACAAGAAUUGUUGCUAUUUCUGUUUCAACCGUCGUGGGAUUCAUCUUUAUCGUUUCUCUUUGCUUCAUCAUCAUCGUCAUCUCAAGAAGAUCCAAGAAACAUAAGAAGAAGAAGAAGAACUCGGUCAUCCCUGAGAAGCCAAUCGAAGGACUUGACUUGUCCGCCAUGAAUGAUAUAAGCUCAACUGAAAUCGUUCAAUAUGACUUCAAAACAAUUCAAGAAGCCACAGACGAUUUCUCCGAUGACAAUAGGCUCGGACAAGGUGGUUUUGGGGUUGUUUACAAGGGUGAGUUUUCAAAUGGACAUGAGAUUGCUGUCAAAAGACUGUCUAGAGAAAAUGGACAAGGCGACCAAGAAUUCAAAAACGAGGUCUUGUUGGUUGCCAAACUACAACAUAGGAAUUUGGUUAGAAUUCUCGGGUUUUGUAUAGAUGGAACCGAAAGGCUUCUAGUCUACGAGUUUCUUGCCAACUCCAGCCUCGACCGCUUCUUAUUUGAUAAUGUGAAACGAACGCAAUUGGAUUGGCAAAGACGUUUCAAUAUCAUCGGAGGCAUUGCUCGUGGGCUCUUGUAUUUGCACGAAGAUUCAAGGGUACGAAUUAUCCACAGAGACAUGAAAGCUAGCAACAUCCUUUUAGAUGGUGAGAUGAAUCCAAAGAUCUCGGAUUUCGGAAUGGCAAGGUUGUCUGUCAUGGACGAGACUCAAGGAAAUACAAGCAAAGUGGUCGGGACAUAUGGAUAUAUGGCUCCCGAAUAUAUAAUGCAAGGACAGUUCUCUGUUAAGUCAGACGUCUACAGUUUCGGUAUAUUAGUGCUGGAGAUCCUAAGCGGUGAAAAGAAUAAUAAUAAUAAUAAUAACUCAUUCGAAAAUGGAGAAGAAGACAUGUUGAGCUUUGCCUGGAAAUGCUGGAGAGAAAGUAGGGCUGCAAACAUGAUAGACCCGAUUCUGAGAGACGGCGGUGGAUCAGUUCGGGAGAUGAUCCAAUGUAUUCAUAUCGGUCUGUUGUGCACUCAAGACAUUGCAUCAGACAGACCCACGAUGGCUUCGGUUGUGCUUAUGUUUAAUAGCUUCUCUCUUACUUUGCCCGUUCCAUCAGAGCCCACAUUUCUUCUAUCAAGAAGCAGAGACAACAACACUAAUAACAUGAAUUCGCGUGUUUCUGAAGAGUCUGGGCUAAUCAGAUCAUCAGAUGGAACAAAAACUAAAUCUGAACAAUUCUCAACAUGCAGUGAUUCGAUUACAGAGGUGUAUCCUAGAUAGAUUAUAAUAUAUAUUGUAUAGAACUUGACACUCAUA
This is a messenger RNA of Impatiens glandulifera, 2156 nucleotides long. RefSeq names its product cysteine-rich receptor-like protein kinase 25. NCBI's taxonomy places the organism in Eukaryota, Viridiplantae, Streptophyta, Magnoliopsida, Ericales, Balsaminaceae. The record is from RefSeq and is a predicted model, not a curated record. Bases 15 to 2120 code for a protein of 701 amino acids. Gene Ontology annotation, biological process: protein phosphorylation. The transcript is spliced from 6 exons. Gene Ontology annotation, molecular function: protein kinase activity; ATP binding.